Molecule: messenger RNA, 1895 nt
Organism: Ceraceosorus guamensis
Lineage: Eukaryota; Fungi; Basidiomycota; Exobasidiomycetes; Ceraceosorales; Ceraceosoraceae
Product: putative polysaccharide synthase
Exons: 3
Coding region: 145-1605 (486 amino acids)
Source: RefSeq, a predicted model, not a curated record
AUUUCGACGCUCGACAGUCUCGGGCUUCCGCAGAAGCGGCAAUCGCUCACACGUCCUGAGCAGACGUAGUGCGAAGGCUCGCCUCGCCCGUUGGCUUUGACCCCACCUCACACCAUUGGCUGUGCGGUUCCAAAACCCCUAGACAUGCUAUACCUCACUGCGGACAAGUUCCCGGUCUUCGUGCCAUUCGGCAUCAUUGGCUUUUAUCGAUACUUUUGGUAUAUGAUACGCUUGGCUGCUGCCGUUGUCUAUAGACCCAUUCCGCCUCCUCCUAAUCCAACAUACAUCGCUGCAGAAGAUGUGACAAUCAUUGUUCCCACUAUCGACGCGGGAGAAGAGUUCAAAGAAGCAGCAUUUAGCUGGUUGCAAGGAUCGCCUGCUCAGAUCAUCAUCGUAACGGAACACAAGAUGAGAGGGCCCUUGCAAGCACUGGCAAAUGAGGUCGACCCCGAAAGGAUUACGGUUCUGACGGUGCCCAAGGCCAACAAAAGGUUGCAGAUGGCUCACGGGAUACGACACACGGCGACGGACAUCAUCGUAUUCGCAGAUGACGAUGCCAUUUGGCCACCCACCUUAUUACCAUGGGUCUUGGCCUGCUUCGAGGACCAAGCUGUUGGUGGUGUGGGGACGUCGCAGCGAGUCAAGCCUAUCGGUCACAGGAUGACAGUCUGGGAGACAUUGGCAGCAUUCAGACUGUCCAUCAGGAAUUUCGAGAUUGCAGCUUCCACGCACAUUGACGGUGGUGUGCCCUGCUUGUCGGGUCGAACAGCCGCGUAUCGCACCGUCAUUCUGAAGGAUCCUGCUUUCCUGCACGGCUUUACAAACGACUACUGGUUGGGCAAGUAUCUCCUCAAUUCAGGCGAUGACAAAUUCCUCACCCGCUGGCUAGUCUCGCACGGCUGGCAAACAUACAUUCAGGUAUGUCCCCAGGCCGAGCUGCUGAGCACAAUGAAACCGGAUUGGCGCUUCCUCAAGCAGGUCUUGCGGUGGACCAGGAACACCUGGAGGUCGGACAUACGCAGUAUCUUCAAGGAGAGGCAUAUCUGGACCUCCCACCCCUUUGUAGCCUACAGCAUGGUGGACAAGUUCAUCAAUCCCCUCACCCUUUUGGUUGGACCUUGUUUGGUCGCCUACCUGAUCGUCAAGAGCACGCGUCCAGUCGAAGACGGGGGAUAUCAUCUGCCUGCAUGGAACAUCAUCAUCUCCUACUUUGUCUGGAUCAUGGCCACCAGAACGGCAAAGCUUUUGCCCCACUUGUGGUACAGACCUCAAGACAUCAUCUACGUUCCAGCUUUCAUCCUCUUCGGUUACUACUUCUCCAUCAUGAAGAUUUACGCGCUCUUCACUCUGCACGAGACUGGAUGGGGAACGAGAGCGGGCAUUGGCGAGCCCGAAAAAGCUGGUCAAGCUGCUGCUGAGGCGGAUGUCGCUGGUGCGCCAUACGCGGGCGAGCGCCCUCUCGCUGCUGCGCAGCACAGCGGUCAGAAUGCAGAGUCGCGAUCUAGCACGAGCAACGGCGCUAGGAUGGGCGAAGCAUACGCUCUCAAGUACCACCCAACGCAAUAUUCCCAAGAUUCUGUCGAAUUGGGAGCUCUGAGGAGAUAAAUUGCAGGCCGAGGCAUCACUCUUGCGUACAGCCGUUGCACUCCCGUCAUGGGCACAAUUCAGCCCUAUGCAGUACCAGUCCGAUUUACCCUUGGCUGCCGGGAGGACGCUCGUACAGUUCCCGAAUCCUUCAAUCGCAUCAACUAUACCCCGCCUUUGCAGCUUGCAGUAUGACGCCGUGGCGUGACUCUGCUGGCACGUGUCUGUCAUCAAUUUGCAUGGCAUUGAGACGAGGAAAGGGUCCUAGCUGAGAGCAACGAGUAACAAGAAAGUGAUGAUGACGGCCUGCG